Messenger RNA from Lolium perenne, 846 nucleotides. RefSeq names its product triphosphate tunnel metalloenzyme 3. Lineage: Eukaryota; Viridiplantae; Streptophyta; Magnoliopsida; Poales; Poaceae. The record is from RefSeq and is a predicted model, not a curated record.
AUGGAGGUCGAGAUCAAGCUCCGCCUCCCCGACGCCGCGGCCCACCGCCGCCUCGCCUCCUUCCUCGCGCCCCGCCUCCUCCGCACCGACGCCCAGCGCAACCUCUUCUUCGACGCCGCCGCGCGCCCCCUCGCCGCCGCCACCGCCGCCCUCCGCAUCCGCCUCUACAGCCUCGAAAACCAGCCCCCCUCCCGCGCCGUCCUCGCGCUCAAGCGCCGCCCGCGCCUCGAGGCCGGCGUCAGCCGCGUCGAGGAACUCGAGGAGCCGCUCGACCCGGCGCUCGCCCUCGCCUGCGCCGACGACCCCGCACGGCUCGGCGGGGUCGACUCCCCCAUCGUCCGGCUCGUCGCCGACGAGUACGGCGUCGGCGGGGGCUCCGCGCCCUUCGUCUGCCUCGGCGGGUUCCGGAACACCCGCGGCGUGUAUGAGCUCCAGGAGGGCGAGGGCCCCCGCCUCGUGCUGGAGCUCGAUGAGACGCAUUUCGAUUUCGGCACCAACUACGAGCUCGAGUGCGAGACGGCCGACCCGGACCAGGCCAAGGAGGUCCUCGAGCGCCUGCUUACGGUGGCUGGCGUGCCCUAUGAGUACUCGCGGAGCAACAAGUUCGGCUGCUUCAUGGCUGGGAAGCUGCUCCCAUAACUAGCUGUGGGCAAAGUCGGAGAGACAUGGGUUGGUUCUGCUGAAGAGUCACGUCAGUUCAAUCAUCUGUCUAUUUGUCCCAGUUUGUUAAAACUGUCAAUCUUCAUCGUCUUAAUCUGGUGUUCCUGCUGGAUGUUGAGCAGUGUGUGAUUAACCCUUUUGGCUUGACCGAGCCUGCCUAAUUUCUAUAUACGCUCUAUUUUCAAA